This is a messenger RNA of Nematostella vectensis (starlet sea anemone), 4545 nucleotides long. RefSeq names its product synembryn-A. Lineage: Eukaryota; Metazoa; Cnidaria; Anthozoa; Actiniaria; Edwardsiidae. Gene Ontology annotation, cellular component: cytoplasm. The transcript is spliced from 5 exons. Gene Ontology annotation, biological process: G protein-coupled receptor signaling pathway. The coding region runs from base 57 to 1880 and encodes 607 amino acids. Gene Ontology annotation, molecular function: G-protein alpha-subunit binding; guanyl-nucleotide exchange factor activity. The record is from RefSeq and is a predicted model, not a curated record.
GAUCGACGUUCGCUCACUUGUUCCGAUCAUUCGUUCUGUUUUGGCCAGAAAAAGAAAUGGAGGCUGUUCUAAACAUUCUCAAGGCGUCAAAAGGCGACCAAGACGCUGUCACAGAACUUAAACAGUUCUGUGAAGAUAACAGCCAGACAUUUGCGUUCGAGGAAGGUGAUAUGGGCCUUCGAAGGGAUUUUAUCGAUGCGAUUUUGGAAGAGCUUGCAUCAAGACGACGCGGCGAAGAAUUCGAAAAGAGCGCAUUAAAUGCACUGCGAAUUCUAAGUCGCGAUAAAAAUGGCUUGGGGCUUCUCACAUCAGAGAAAUCCUGUAAGACUUUAUUCAUUCUCUCUGGAUUAUACUCUGAAGAGGAUAGAGUCCCUGGGAGCAAGGGUUCGGAAGAGAAUGGAGGAAAAAAGGGAGCGAAAGCUUUGACCUGUAUAGGUCCAACAGAGGUGGACACCGUUUAUCUUAGAAUGAUGAACUACGAUGGAUGCGUCAAAACGAGUGGGACGAUCAUCGAAUCAUUGAAAUGCUUGUGUAAUAUAAUGUACCACAGUGCGCCUGCAAGGGAACAUUGCAUAAAAUUCGACGUGACAUUAUCCCUUCUACACCGACUCAAAAACUGGGCCGAUAAAAGCGUCCCUCAAGAUGUAUUCUAUUUUGAUUUGAGGCUGAUGUUCCUGCUAACCGCUUUUGAGGGGGCGAUUAGAAAAACAGCUUUCGAGAAUAAGGGAUUGUGUAUUCUUACACAUGCCCUAGAUUCGCAAGUUCCGGGCAAGGACGACAGAGAUCGAACCCAUAGUUCAAAUGGGAAAGAUGGAUGUGGUGAGAUCGAAUCUAAAGAACUCCACAAGUUGAAUGUUGCAGAGAGGUUUAAACUUGAGAAAUUUCCAAAGACUUACCAGAUGACGAAAGACCAGGCUCGAAUGUCAGCAGAAAUCCUAAAAGUCAUAUUCAAUGUAACCAUGGCAAUGCCUAAAGAGCUCACACAUGAAACCCAAGAGCAUUACGAGAGGAUAGCUUUGAUCACCAGCACCCUGUUCACACAUGUGAAAGCAUUACCAGACGGGGCAGAAAAUGUCCAUAACCAUGCCAUGAAUGCUAUAAACAGUAUGCCAAAAGAGGCCAUGCACUUUCUUUACUGGGGAUUCCCUAAGUCAGUGGGAAAGGCCUUUGUAGCAGACUUUGAGAUAAACAAAAAAGAGCUCAGAUACAGAAGCUUUUACCUGACAAACAACAUGGCUGCCAUCAUGUCACUGCUAAAACACAUUGAAAGCAGGAUAGAUUCCAGCAAUGCAGACAGCCUUGUCCCAGAGAUAAGCGCUCUCUGUUGCUUGGCCAAGGGAGACAGCAUAAUCCGCAAGUACUUGAGACUUGAGAUUCUGCCACCAUUACAAGCAGUGAGCCAUACAAGACCUGAGGAGGGUAGUGCUAUUAAGAACAAGUUGAUUAAGAUGAUGACAGCGCCAGGGGAUAUAAGGGACAUGGUAGCUGACUUCCUAUUUAUCUUGUGUAAAGAGAAUACAGAUCGCCUCAUCAAGUACACGGGUUAUGGCAAUGCGGCCGGGCUACUCGCCCGCAAAGGGCUGAUGGCGGGAGGGCAGGGGAAUGGUGGUGAAUACUCCUCAGAUGAAGAGAACUCAGAUACUGAUGAAUAUGUACAGGUCAAGAACCAGAUCGACCCCAUUAUAGGCGCCAUCCCUCCGGAUAGGCCCAACCCACUUGAUGGCAUGACGGACGAAGAGAAAGAAGAAGAAGCAAUGAAGCUGGGCGAGAUGAUUGAACACCUCAACAAGAUGGGUGUAAUCCAGACCGCAGAGAUCGGCCCUGACGGCAGACCGCGGGAAUUCCCUCCGCCAACAAGCCAGAAUGGAGGUACCAACUAGAGUUCGGCUAGCACAAGUCAGGAAGCAACCCCGGAAUAUCCGGCCGCAAUUCUUCUACAAAAAUCUUCACACUUUAAUUUCAAAAUAUGGAGGCAUUAGUAUGCGAAAAAUGUGACAGGGUAUUCUUAAGUUUACAUGUAGUUGGACCUUACACUUCUUAGCCAACUAGUGGCCUUGUUUUUAUCCUAGCGUACAAUGCACCGUCUUGAUAAAGCCUCGUUUAACAUCGCCAGCAUUGUUGAGCUGUUUGUAUACAAUGUUACACGAUGCUACGAGGUAGUUCGCUAGCAUUUUCUUUGACGUGAGGUCAACGCUGGCGAUGUUGGACGAUGAUAGCCCUUUUUUGCGAGGCGCAAACCUCAUUUUAUUACAAGUAUUAGUACUCUAAGAAACGGUCGCAGCUUUUUAAAUGUUGGUAUUCAUGUACCCGACCUAUUGAUGCAAGUUUACCUUAUGGACUAACGCAAGGGCAGGAGAAUUUGUAGAAUAGUAGAAUAACAUUUAAUAAUAAUGAUGAUAAUGAUAAUAACAAAUGUUUAUGGAGGUCAUUUAAAGCAGAGGCUGGAUAACAGAACCUUUGCGCAAUACAAAUAACCACAAUAUAGAACAAAAAAAAAACCAUAACUACAAACAAUCCAAAUACAUAUAUGUUACAAAGAUCCCAAUUCUGAAGGUAUUCAUUGGUAUUUUCUGUAAGGGCGUGGUCUGAGACUAUAAGCUUUGCUUGUCUAGUAAAUCAUCCCCCCUGCAUAAUGACAAGAGGGUUGCUUGGAUUUAAGCUAUGCAUGAGCGUAAUGAAUACUGCAAACGUCCGCCCUUCUAACAGCUAAGGUGGUGAAAACGAUCUUUAUCAGUGCCUCGCGAUACUUAAAUCGUUGUAGCCUUAUAGCUAAUGCGCGCUUUUGAGUUUUUUCAAGUGCGUUACUGGGGAUAACCGGUAGGCCAGCAAAAAAAUACUUGUAUUUGUAGGGUUCGUUUCGGCACUCUGAUUCGGUUAACGCAUCGGAGUCUGUUCGCGUGCUACGUGGUAGCAAUCAGAUUACGCAACGUAAUUUGACCGAUUUUCUAGAGCGCGUCAAAAAAACAGGGCAAAUUUCAGCCAAUGUAGAGAGCAUAUAUAGAUAGAUGAUACCAUAUAGCCUAACGAAUUAUGUUCCUCCUGCCCUUGCUAACUUUUGGCAGUUUUCAUAGAAGCUCGCCUUAGUUAUACACCCAAACACAGAAAUGUUAACAGAAGCGACUGUCUAAGGGGUCGUCCACACUAACACGGAUUCAAAAGUAUCCGGAUUCGUUUCGCCGAAAACGCAUCACUUGAUUCGCGUCCACACUAUCGUUUUCGCAUCGUGUUCGCCCGGAUCCAGCCGUCCACACUAACACGGAUUCAAACCUUUGAAAACUUUGAAAGAUACAAGGUGACGUCAUUGUUAUACUAUGCGAAUGCUUAAAGCAUCGCGCGCCUGCGAUUUUACGCCAUCGUUUUCAUUUUGAUACGGAUUCGACCGUCCACACUACGGCCUAAAGUAUACGGAUUCAUUUUGAUUCACUGGAUUCGCUGGAUCCAGCGCGCGUGUUAGUGUGGACGGAAGGCCUAAACGUAUCAAAAAGUAUACUCAAACGAAUCCGUGUUAGUGUGGACGGAACGCCUAAACGUAUCAAAAAGUAUACGGAUCCAAUUGAAUCCGUGUUAGUGUGGACGGGAGGCCUAAACGUAUCAAAAAGUCUACGGAUUCAAACGAAUCCGUGUUAGUGUGGACGGCCCCUAAGGUCAAGCGCUUACAUGUGGAUCCACAGGGAGCCCAAGCUCACAGUUCGUGGUUUUUGCGAUUCGUAAGUUAUCAAUAUUAACGGCAGGGCAGGUGAAUGUUAUGUGAAUUUAAAUACCUCUGUUUAGUUUUGUAAAAGUCAACCUUUGCGUUUUACUACUUGUUGAAUAGAAAUAAGCACUGUGAGAUUGGGCUACCUGUGCCGGGUCUAGACACAGGAAGACAGUGUUAUCUAGCUAACACAGGAGGCGGAGUAGGACUGGGGGGACUUGAACGUGAAGCUAUCCAAAUUAGAGUGGCCACAUUACACUACCCACAAUGCAUUGCAGUGCUAGUUGUUUACGCCAUAAAACGCUCAUCGUUAUCGAUUUUUCUGCUCUUUUAAUGCGGGUAUGAAUUGUUGGGUAUAAUAUGUGACCACGUCUGAAGCGAUGCAUUUUGGGUCGAAUUAAUGACCCUUUUAACAUAGUUGUGUAUGACGUAUACUAUAUAUAGAGAGGUUUAAAAGUGUUUAUGGAUACAUUAUGGUCCUGAACGGGUAAAACGGGAAUUCGCCACCUGGGUUAUUGGGAACGGGAUUUAGAUUUCAGGACGGAAAGGGGUUUGUGAGACUUCGAAAAAGGGGUUCAGAUUCCCCGUCCCCCCCCCCCCCCCUGCAGGGUCCUGUACCGACAUGACAUGUGACAUGCGUUACGUGUGAUCGUGGUGGUAGUGUUGGAGAGGGGGGUGGUGGGGGUUGGGGCUGUCAAUCGAUCUAGAUGUAAGAGGUCUACAUUUUACAGCUACUAGCGCUGGCGGGGCUUGCGGGAUACACAUGGCACAUGGGCGGUGUCGUGAUAUAUAUGUAUAAAUUAUAUAGGUUAUAUUAUUCACCUAAUAAUAAAAAAGAGGAAAGACUGGUA